Messenger RNA from Lagopus leucura (white-tailed ptarmigan), 8820 nucleotides. It is a transcript of the gene ARHGEF18, whose product is annotated as Rho/Rac guanine nucleotide exchange factor 18. The coding region runs from base 96 to 4823 and encodes 1575 amino acids. NCBI's taxonomy places the organism in Eukaryota, Metazoa, Chordata, Aves, Galliformes, Phasianidae. The transcript has 31 exons. The record is from RefSeq and is a predicted model, not a curated record. Gene Ontology annotation, biological process: small GTPase-mediated signal transduction. Gene Ontology annotation, molecular function: guanyl-nucleotide exchange factor activity.
CAGCGCUGCCUUAGACUUGCACCGAGCUCCGCUGUGCUCUGUGCCGUCCUCUCCGGCUCAGGGCUGUCCAUACGUGGGGCUCAGGGGGUGCCCCAAUGUCGGACUCACUGCUCAACCACUCCUGGCCGUCGUUCUCCAAGCGCUGGAAGAAGCGGUGGUCCUUUAAACGAGGAUCUGACUGCAAGCCGUGCUUACGGGAGCUCGCUGACCGCAGUCCCUCUGCUUUGGAGUACCACAGCCCCAAGCGUUUCCUCCCAUCCCUGAUUGCUGAGGAUGACACCUUGUUCACCAGCAUGGCCGAAGAAAAGGAGGACUCAUCUUCCACAGAGCUGGACGUCCCAGCAGCAGACUUACACAGCAGCACAGAGGAUCUCCUCUCAGACUCCGCUCUGCACGGCACAGAGUAUUACAAAGACCUGGGGCUUCUGAGCCCACCAGAUAACAAAACAGUGCCAGAGAUGGCAGCACGGCCAGAAGCUGCCCCCCAGGCUGCAUCUGCCAUUUGCUUAUUGGAGGAGAGAUCAGGGGCUCUGGGAAAAAUGUCUGUGGAUGUUGCCUUUUCCAAUCCCAUCUCCUGCUCGGUGCGUUAUGGUGAGGCCGACUGCCACUUUCUGAACAAAGCUGCCAGCACUGUUGAAUGUCCUGCGGAGGAAGAUGAAGCUUCGGACCUUCAGGAGGCCUCGGAGUCCUUCCCCACGUUGGUGAGAUCCAUGUCUACCUCUAGGAGGCACAGCUGGGAGAGCCCCUUGUCACCUGUGGACUGCAAGCGCAGGUUCAGCUUGGAUACCACAGAGAGAGGCAGUGAUCCAGAGCAGGAGGAGGCGGAGAAAGGGAGCGGGUCCUGCGCACAGCCUCGUGUGUCCCUGCAGCUGCCCGGGGGGAAGCAGGGAGCCUGGAGCAGCAGUGCGGGCAGCAUGGUGAUCAAAGUGCAGAUAGAGCCACUGCGACCCGGCGGCACGGCCAGCCUGGGCUCAGGGGAGGCGGAACGUGUCGGUGAUGGGAAGAGACUGAGGCCACUGUCCAUCCCUUCAGCCUGCAAGGCUGCCUCCCCCCAGGCGCCCUGUGGUUUCAACACUUCUCUUUCAGCCAUGGAAGGUGUUGAACCCCCUGCUCUGGAGAUGCUGGAGAAGGACCAUGUGUCCCCAGACCAAGUGCUAAUAGUACAGCAGGUUCUUCAGGAGCUGAAACAGUAUCACGGGGCGAAAAAGAGAGCUUGUGUGCAAGAAGGCAGUGAUUCUUCCCAGCAGAAUCUCACCUGGUUUGAGUUCCUGUCUAACGAAAAUGAGGACAGUGGAAAGAGUGAGAAAGCAGAGAAAGGCACAAAGGUGAUGCGACGCCUGAGUUCCCUGCGGAGCCGUGUCACCGGGUCCUGGCAGAAGGAUAAGGGUAAGAACAAAGAGCAAUCAAAAGAGAAGGAGAAAGAAACAAAGGAGCCAAAAGAGAGUUGGAAAGAGGUCCAUCGGCACCAGCUUGUGCCAGGGGUUUUCUCCAGUGCCACCAGCUGCUCGCUGUGUGCCAAACCUCUCAGGAAUAAAAGUGGUCUGCAGUGCCUGAAUUGUGCAGUGAAUGUCCAUAAGAACUGCAAGGGUUUGCUGGCUGAAUGCAGCAGCAUCAGAACCAAGCAGAAAGAUUUGCAGCACAGACCUUCUGGACCUGCACAAAGUUCGUCCCAGUGCAUUUCCCCAGCAGCUUCCCUGAAGGAGCAGCCCCAGCCCCGGAGCCUUCUCCUGGGGCCUGAUGGCACCCCAGCGCUGCCGCGGAGCCUCGGCAUGACUAUCGCCCAGAGGGGAAAUCCUCCGUCUGCGCUGAGUACUGCAGGAGCCGCCGGCAAGUUGGGAUUAAUUUCAGGAGACAUGGAUGAAGGGGAUUCAGGAUUUAUAAAGUUUAAGCAGACCUCAGAUGAUGUUGUCUCACUUGCACCUUCAACAGCAGACUGCAUUUUUCUGGAAGAUGCGUAUUCUCUGUCCCUCCGAAGUGAAUUAGAAACAGACGCUCAUGAGUUUGAGGCAGAGUCCUGGAGCGUUGCAGUGGAACAGUCUUAUGCAAAGAAGCAAAAGAAAGAAGUUGUAAAAAGGCAGGAUGUCAUUUAUGAACUAAUGCAGACUGAAAUGCACCACGUCAGAACACUGAAAAUAAUGCUGAAGGUGUACUCCAAAGCCAUGAAAGAGGAACUGCAGUUCUCAAAUGCAGUCAUCAACAAGCUGUUCCCCUGUGUGGAUGAGCUGCUGGAGAUGCAUGGGCAAUUCCUGCUCCAGUUAAAGGAGCGGCGAAAGGAGUCCUUGGAAGAAGGCAGUGACCGAAAUUACAUGAUCCAGAACAUUGGGGACCUCUUGGUAAAACAGUUCUCAGGUGAAAAUGGAGAGAGAAUGAAAGAAAAAUACGGUGUGUUCUGUUCUGGACACAAUGAAGCUGUUAGUCACUAUAAGGACCUGCUCCAAAGCCACAAGAAGUUCCAAAACUUAAUAAAGAAAAUUGGCAACUGUUCCAUUGUGAGGAGACUUGGUGUCCAGGAGUGCAUCCUUCUGGUUACGCAGCGCAUCACCAAAUACCCGGUCCUGGUGGAACGCAUUAUUCAGAAUACAGAAGUUGGAACUAAGGAUUAUGAAGAUCUGAACCAUGCCCUUAAUUUAAUUAAGUAUACGAUCACUCAUGUAGAUGCCAUAGUAAAUGAGUGUGAGAAGGGGCAGCGCCUUAAAGAGAUUAUGCAUAAAAUGGAGCUGAAAUCAUCUGGGAAGUGCAAGAAUGGGCUUUUCUUCCGUAAGGAUGACAUGGGACAGAGGAGGCUUCUGCUGGAUGGGAUGCUGUACUGGAAGGCUGCGUCAGGACGGCUCAAAGAUGUUUUGGCAGUCCUGCUAAACGAUGUACUGCUGCUCUUACAAGAAAAGGACCAAAAAUACGUGUUUGUAUCAGUGGAUUCUAAGCCACCAGUUAUCUCACUGCAAAAGCUGAUUGUAAGAGAGGUAGCUAAUGAGGAAAAGGCGAUGUUCUUAAUUAGUGCUUCCCUAGAAGGACCGGAGAUGUAUGAAAUUCACACAGGCUCAAAAGAAGAGAGGAAUUCCUGGAUGGCUCACAUCCGCAGAGCUGUAGAAAGCUGUCCUGAUGAAGAAGGAGGAUCAUUUUGUGAACCUGAAGCAGAAAGGAGACUGGCUGAAGCAAGAGCAGCGAAAUUAAGAGAAUUCCAAGAGCGCUUGAACAUAAAAGAUGACCUGAUUGUGCAAAGUCUAACUGAGAAACAACAAAUUUAUCAAGAAAUGUCUGAACUGUAUGGAUUUGAAGACCAUUCCCAAGGAUCCCAGUCUAGGCUGCUACUUCUGGGGGAUAUCCCAGAAAGUCUGCAAGGAGAGGCACUUCUGAAGUCUGCAGUGGUAGAAGCUGAAAAUCUCCAGAACCUUAUCUUCACUCACUUAGGAAAUGGAUCCUGUCAGUCUGAAGGGAGCUGUGCAGUGGGGCUCCCCAGGAGAGCAGAGACCUUUGGGGGAUAUGAGAGUGCCUCCAUUUCAAAUAAAAAUAACAGUCUUGAGAAGAACAGUGGUGGUGACCAGAGGCAGUGGGACUGUAGAGGCCCUGCCGUCAGCUCAGAUGUGCAGCUCCCAGAGCUCCCAUUCGAUGCAGAAGAAGGAUCUCAAACUGUGUGUUGGAGCAAUGCAACGAGGCAGGAUGACAGCAGUGGUGUUCAGCCCACCGUAGAGUCUCAGCUUGUGCAAAGGAUACAAACGCUGCUGCAGUUGCUCUUCAGUCUUCAGGCAGUGAUAUCUCAACAGGACAGCUACAUUGAGCUGCAGCGAGCCACAAUGGUGGACAGGGAGAAGCAGUACCGGCUGCAGUCCACACGUGGCAACCUGCUGCUGGAGCAAGAGAAACAGCGGAACUUUGAGAAACAGAGGGAAGAACUGAUGAGUGUCCAAAGACUUCAGAGCCAGCUGAAGCUGGAGCAGCAGCGCUGGGAGCGGGAGAGGAGCCAGCAGCAGAGGGAGCUGGAAAUGUCGGAAGCCCAUCUGCAGAGGCGUGAGGAGGAGACGCGGCAACUGAAAGAGAAGUUGAUUCAGGAUAGGGAAGAGCUGGAGAGGCAACGUGAGGCCUAUCAGCAUGACCUGGAGAGGCUGCGGGAGGCUCAGAGAGCAGUUGAGAAGGAGAGAGAGCGUCUAGACCAGCUAAGGAAGCUGAAGAAGCAGAACACCGUGUCGGGCAGCUUCUCCCCAGAACUGGGACAAAACCCGAUGCAAAGUCACGCUGUUAGCUUCAACGGAGAAGGAGGAGAACCAUCUCCGCCGGUCCUGAAAGCCUCUGCGCGUGUGAGUGUCUGUGGCAUGGAUUACUUGGAGCGCUCAGAGCUGCUGCGCAGGGACAGCACCGCCCUGGAGGGCCGCCCGGCCCUGGCUCUGAAGAACGAGGUGCCCAUCCACCUGCUGAGCGCCACCAACCAGAUACAGAAACCUGCUGCAGUGCAGCAGCAGAUCCCCACCAAGCUCGCCGCUUUUACGAAAGGAAGCAAAGAGAAAAGUGGGAAGGGCAAAGCGUCUCAUAGGACGGACAGCUCGGCAUCUGUGGACCAGAAGCAGCUGAUUCCCCCCAGGCUGGUCAGCAGAGAGGAGGCUGUCCUCAGGGGCAGGCGAUCAGCAAGCCCAGUCCUCACGAGCAGCCAGAGCACUGCGUUCCAGACAGAAAUACAUGGCUCUGCAGAUGGUCAGCCAGAAGCACUUUCCUCUGCCUCCCCAAACCUGUUCAAACCCAGUACUGCUCACGCUCAGACCCUGGUGACCUCACAGCCAACUCUUUUAAACAUGCAAGAUGAUACCAGCAAAGAAGAUGUAAUUUUUUUCUAACUGUUUCCAUUUAAAGAUGACUCUUCUCACGUACUGUUUCAAGAACUCAGGCUCCGGUGUUCAAUGUGACAGAGACUCGACAUGGGUGUCUUUUUAUUCCUGCCUCAUUAAUACUAGCAAGGACCAGCCCAGCGUUGUAGUUUUGCUUUGCUGGCUUCUUUGCCAGCAGCUCAAAAUGAGGGCACAAUGGUAAUGAUUUGCUUUUAAAUUCUCAGACCAUGGAAACGUGUUGAUGCGUGGCAUGGGUAUGUAAGUUCAGAGCAUGGUAAGAUGCUGCCAUUUACUGCAAUUUGCUCUCUUCGGUGUAUUUACACUCUUUGUGAGCACCAUCUUGUAAAUUGUUGUGGUUGAUGUUGAAUCUUUCAGAUCUGUAUGUAAAGAUUUUAAUUGUAAGCCUCCAGAUGGCUGAGAUUUUUUAAAAUCCAUAUUCCCAGGUGCAAGGUUGCUCUCGUGGGUUAAGCCAACUCUCUGUUAAGUAGCUGAGUAGCAAAGCAGUCUCUGUGGAGCCACACGUGAUGAACGUUGUGAUACCAACUCACAGAGGCCAGGCUGGCAUCUGUUUCUUUACUUGCCCCGGUGGAGUUGCACACUCAGUGGUAGGAAAGGCAAGGUAAGCUUCUGAACAGCCUUCAGGGUUCAAGAGCUCCACCUGCUUGUGGAUGAGGAGAGCUGGACGUGUGAGAGCACAGCAGAAUGAAGAGUUGGACUAAAUGCAAAUGUUGGGCCGUCAGCCUGUGCCAGGACAUCAGGCAGCUCUCCAUGUCAGUGGGGGCAGUACAGAUUCCUCAGCAGAACUAUGAAUUGGUUCAGAAGGAACUGCAGAGAUGUUCCUUGCUGGAAGGUGUGUAAGAAGUGUUUGAACGCAGUAACUGUUUUGUUUCAUCCCAAGUCUUCUGCAUCUUUUGUUUGUCUGCUGAAUUCCUUGGACUUUACUCCAAAUACCAUAAGAUAACAAAGCUGCUGUUACUGCAGAGAUUUCUCUGCAGCAGUUUAAGAAAUGAAGGGAAUAUAAACUGUUUGGGUUUCAAAAAAGAACAAGUGCUAUUAGCUGAACCUCUUGGUUUGGCUGCUUACAGCUGAACCAGCUUUUGAUACCUCUUGUGAAAUGGGUCAGUUCUUAAUCUUGGAAUGGUAGCGUUAACAGAGCCCUGCUCAAAAGGCAUUAUUUCUUUGUAGGAGUUUGCACAGUCAUUUGUGUUCUGUCACUUUACUCUGCAUCUCAGUUCUUCGUUACUUCAUUACCUGAGGACACGUAUUGCAGUGUGUCCACAUGUAUUGCACACAGGGGAAAUGGUUUAGAGGGGUUUAGUACAGGAUUACAGAAACUGCUCUCAGAGCCUAAAAGCACAGGUUAACAUCUUCCUGGUGUCACCAGACUGCUGAUACCCCACUGCCCCAACUAAUUGUUCCUGCUAACGAGGGCAUGCCUUGCCUUGGUUCUGAAGUGGUGCUUGGUGAGAGCUGAGCCUUGCAGAGCUUCACACGUUGCUCAUGUUGGAUUUGCAGAAAACUGCAUGGCAACGUAAUCAUCCUUCCAUUGCUGUAAUGCUGUUUGAUGGUUAGAACAUGCUAACGUUGUUUUUGCAUUCCUGAAACCUGGGUUGAAACAGUGGGAAUAUCUUCAAGUCAGUGUAACCUGCCACUGAUUCAGCAGCUCUGCAGGAGAGAUUCUUCAGCUGGAGGAUGCAGAGGCUGCCAUCAUCUCUGGUACCCGAGUAAUUUCUUCUGUAAACACACAGCAGAGCAGCAGGGAUGUGCAGCGUGUUCCCUCGGUGCUGUGGUUUGGGCCACUCCUGGACAAAACCCCCAUUGCCUCACAUUAGCAGUUUGUUUGGAGCCUUAACCUAAAGCUGAGUUGGAUCGGUGGGCAAAACCACCUCAGCUGAGGAGGGAGGCCUCUGCUUAGCAAUUUGAAAACAGUUUUUAGAAACGUGUAUUUGGUUUAAUUUGGUGCCUGUCCUCAUGUGUGGCAGAGAGCCCUGUGCAUCAAAGAUCCAUUUGGAAACUUUUCUCCUUCCUCCAUGCGGUGAAUUAAGUCAGGUUUGGACAGUGCAAUCUGGAGAACAGAAUCUGCAGUGAGAUUGCAUUUAUUUCAAUGUCAUGACUGAAAUAAAACUAUCUGAACGUUGUCAGCAGUGCUGCACCGAGUUACAGCUCUUAGCAAACGAGCACCUGACCCUGACAGGCUGGCUGUUGGUCCGGCACCCUGGGUGCUCCUUGGGAUGUUGGCCUUCAGUCUGUAACAAACCUGAAGCCAUCUGUGGUCCCUGGCUGCAGUUCGUUCUGUGAAAGCCACAUUCACCACAAGCAGAGAUUCAUCACCUCAGAAUCAGCCCCAUAUGAGGGGUUCGUGUGAUUUCCUGUGCAGCACCCAGCGUGGAGGAGGCGUCAGUGUCACUGCUGUGCCCAGAGCGUGCUGCCAUGGUGGUAAAUGCUGAGGGCAGGGGGUGAAGUAUUUCCUCUGAGUGAAGAAUGAGGCUUCACUUCUGUCAAACUGCAUCUGUGGAGCUGCUGUUACAUCCCUGCAACUGAAUGCACUGCCCUGGGAUUCCCCUCAAAUCUCACUUGCAGAAAAAGGGUUUUUCUGAGCAGGUAAUAUUGCAGAACGCUGGGUGCCCUGCUGCUGGCUGUGAGUAACCUCGUUUCCACUGACUUUGGGUCACUUCAGGUAAGAGUUUCCUUUGGCGUGACGUCAGAGGAGCAGGCAGCUCAGAGCUCUGUGCCUCCUGGUCGAGGUGCCCAGCAGGAGCUGUGUGCUGUCGCAGCCCUCGCGUUGUCCUGGCUGAGCGCAGUGGUGGUGCAGGGCAGGACUUCAACCCUGGUGCAGAGGAUGCUUCCUCCUUCCCUCCUCUUCGGACAGCUGUCACUUUGUGCUUCAGACCGAGGGCCCCUCCGUACCCACUGGUACUGAGAAAUCUAUAUUGGAAAUGCCUUCAAGUCUUUACCUGCAGUGGCCGUCGGCUGUCCUGCAAAUGGAGGUCACUGAUGGCUUCCCAGGGUGAGGCAGAAGCAGCCCCAUUUCUAGAGAACGGUGUUCCUGCAGAGCUGGGAGCCGUCCUGUCUGUGAGCAGCGCUCAGAGGAGCCGAAUGCACGGCGCUGAGCCCCUGCUGUGCUCAUUGGCAGUGAAGGCAGGCACUCAGGCUGGGGGAGCUGUGAGGCACACUGCUGGCUUUGCUUCUGCUUCCAAUCCUGCAGAAGCCCUGCAGUGCUGUCGCUGUGCUGUGUCCCCAUGCUGGGGAGCAGGAGCAGUUUUGUUGCCUUGCCCAGCAGUGCUCACAUUUACACAGGGAAGGAUAAUGCAGAUGCCGGGUUCCACGCCUGCUGUUCCAGCCUGAAGUCUCUGCAUCAUCUGGUGGUGCUGUGAUGCUUUGUGCUCUGAUUUGGAGAGGGCCCCCCUUCCUUCCGAGGCCGGACCAACGCCGUGCAAUGGGGCUGGGAUUCACCAUCAGCUCGUGGUGCUGCUCUGCAGCUCUGCGUUGUGCCACGUUUAUGAAUCAGCUUCUUGAUAUUUUUGUACUGAGAGAGAUUGGAGCGCUUGAGGAAAGCUCUGCAGGCCCCAUUUCUGUUUGUAGGUGGGAGGAGAUGUGGGGGGGCAGGGGGUCCUGGGGGCACUGCUGUGUGCUUUGCUGGGAGCUGCCAGUUCCCCCAAUGCUGUUCAGUUUUGCCCUGGUUCCUGGGCCCACCUUGCACUGAAAGCAUUGAAUAAACCAUCACAGUUCGUGGUUGAUCGGCCGUUUGGUUGGGGUGUAAACUUUGUAAAUAGUUCAUUCGGUGUUGAGCCUGUGGCAGCCAAGUCUUUUAGUCUUAUUUGUAAAGAUGAUGGAUAAAUGUUAAUGUUGUGCUGAAUUGUGCACUCCUGGUUAAUUGAACACUUCAUCCUAGCGCACCAAAUGAUGAUUUUUACAAUGACUGCAAUGUUUCUCCACUGAAGGAUUUCAAAGCUGCAAUAGGACUGAAAACAACUUCUAGCAAUAAAAAAAAAAAACAAAAAGUAAA